CUUGGCGUUCUGUCUGUUGAAUUAAACCAAUUUUUUUAAAAAAGGUUGUUUUUUAAAUUUUUUGGUUUAAAAUUUUAUUCAUGUUUGAUUGUUUUCUGAUGAAUUGAUUAAUUGAAUGAUAAUUAAGAUGUCAGCAGUUCUGCUUGGAUUACAGGCUCUGGCAGCUGAAUUUGAAACAUUGCUAGAGAUCAAGGAAACAGGAAAUGAAAAGAAUAUCAGGUCACAGACGGAGAAUAUGAGCAGGAGAGUUAAUCCUUUAGUUGAAGUCAAUCCUAAAGUAGGUGGUUUAGCUGAUCCUGGAUUAAAAUAUUUAGCUGAUCCUAACCCUGGGGAUUUACAGGAACUGAAGAAGCAGAUGGAACAGUUACAGAUAAGAGAAGAAGAAGCAGCGGCUCAAGUAUCCAAAAGUAUUCAGGUUGCAGAACAGCUGAGGGCAGAGAAAUCAGAGAUAGAGUUUGAGGUGGCUCACCUACACGCUCAGGAAUAUAUAGACUACAUUUGA
Messenger RNA from Eurytemora carolleeae, 502 nucleotides. RefSeq lists its product as uncharacterized. Bases 116 to 502 code for a protein of 128 amino acids. The record is from RefSeq and is a predicted model, not a curated record. The transcript is spliced from 4 exons. Lineage: Eukaryota; Metazoa; Arthropoda; Copepoda; Calanoida; Temoridae.